AUGUACCUCUUCGACGUCUACACUAACUUGAAGAAAGGCGAUCUCGCCUUCAUCAUCUUCGCUGGAACCCACGACGGAGCUAACUUCUCCAAAAAAGCAACACGAGCAAGACUUGAAAAAGUCUCAAUCGACGAAGUCGUCGAAGAAAUGAGAGCCAACUCAACCACCAGUAGCAUCCGGCAGAGCGGAACACUGCUCAAGGGACUCUCCCAAGUCCUCAACAAAAAGCCGGUCCCCAAGACCAAGAAAGCCGACAAGACUCUUUUCGACUUCUCAAUCAACGACAUCAACGAUGAAGAUAUGGGUGAAAUUGAGUUUCCCGAUGAAGAUCGAAACAGAGCGCGAUGGGAGCAGAUUACGAUGCGCGACGAAUCCGAAUUCUUGAAUCUGGACGAUGAUGCACCAGUUGAACUGCCAUACGAUCACGACGAGAUGGUGGCGCUCUUCGGGGAAAAUAUUGUGGGUGUCACUGACGAGGAACUCAACAGUAACUUUCCAUCCUCGACCCAGUCUCAGCCCCAGCGCGCAGACUCCGAGCAGCCAUCUUCUGGACCGUCCAUUCCAGCACCUGGACCAGAGUUCGAAUACACCGCGGUCCAGCCUCCAAAUGACGCUCCCCAGCAGGAACCGCCUGCACCAGAAGAGAAGAACCCGUUCGAUUUGAGCGCAAUCGCCGGACAUGGACCAGAGACGACUGCAAUCAACGAGAGUGCCACCGAACCGGCGAUUUCACUUUCUCUUCCACAGGAGAACAUUGCCACUGCUUCGGAAACUCCUUCGCCCGACGAUGAAAACAACAAUGAAACUGUGACCAACGAAAAGCGCGGAAAGAAGAAGAGGGCCUUGAUUAUCGACGAGGUGAUCUCGCUCAGAGAUCCGAGCAAAGAAGGCUACGAAGCGCUCGGUUUCGGCGAUGUCAGCGAACUCAUCAACGACCCUUUUGAGUUCUUUGGCACAAUCGAGCUCAAGGUCGGCUCCAAAGACAGAGGAGUUCUGAAGGCUUUGAACGACAACCGAAGGGAGAUCUUCUUGAACCCCUGCACUGCGGACAAACUGCACGAAGAGGUCUGCGAGGCGUUCCGCCGUGAUGCCAAGACUGCAGGACGACGUGCAAGAGGAAACCAAAACGCUACGAACGACGCUCGAAGCAUCUCAAGUAGCAUGGAAAACCGAAGCACGGGAGAAGGACGGCGAAAUGUGACGGCUGAAAACCGAAGCACGGCGAGCUCCUCUAGCAAGAGCAACACGUUCGUGAACAGGCCCACGAGUGGAAAUGACAUCUCCCUCCCGAACGAUGUCUCUGGUCCAAAAAUGGCGAGUACGCCAUUUACCAGCAUUCCGUCAGUUCAACUCCCCGCUCCUCAACCGCCACAAGUUGAGGUCCCCCAGGUUGAAGUCCCUCAGGUUCAGCCUCCGCAGAUGCAAGUUCCUGAGUUCAACCCGCAGCCUCGCUCUUCUUCGCAAGGCAGCCAACAAGAUUUCAAAGAAGCCUUGCUCAACUGGCUCCCUGAAGUCGGCGUUUACGCAAACUUCAACGAUUUCUGCCGCGGAAUGAAAAGAACGCAGGCGGCGAAAGCGUUCUCCGCCCUCAUGGCACUCGGGGCUGAAGGCCUCAUCGACAUGAAGGAGCAGGAAAUGCCCAACGCCCCCAUCUACUUCUGUCGACUGUAA
This is a messenger RNA of Oikopleura dioica, 1671 nucleotides long. The record is from the annotation of a GenBank genome assembly. Lineage: Eukaryota; Metazoa; Chordata; Appendicularia; Copelata; Oikopleuridae.